AUGCCACCUAGGCUUCCCAGGUUUCUCCGUUUUCCCUUAUGUUGGAGUCUGCCGCCCGAUCUCGUCAGAUCUGGCCAUGCGGUCCGUCCUUUCUUUGGUCUCCUCAUACUCGUAAUAACUAGUUCGUUUUUCCUCACUCGUGUCUUUUGCUCUGUUCCGGAUGCCCUCAGUUCGCUGGUCGUUCUUCACUCAGCCUGCUAUCUUCCCUCCACAAGUGGCCGGCAUGAGGGGCACUCCUGUAUAAUCACCACCAAGAUGGGCUCCAGUGGCGUGCAAGCCUCACAUGGGUGGCUGGAUACCCUCAAGGCUUUGCUCUUCCCGUGCUCCGACAGCAAGGACCCUCGAAAAGAGAAGUACUACCAGGUCUACUAUGACCAACCUGAACCCACGCCGCCGCCCCGCGCUCAGAGGCCGCGGGCGAUGUCCAUGGGAAAGGUGCGGAAGGAGAGCAAGAGGGCCGCAGCAAGGCAACCACACAUGGGCUGGCUCGACCGGAAUUUCCGCGCUGGCAAGAGGAAAGCACCUGGGCCUCUGAUAUCGGACCCCUUCAACUUUCAGCAUACCGGGACGGGGGCCGUCAACUUCAUGGAGUCGGCAGCAGACCUUCCUCGGUCGGCCCCAGCCUUCCGGCCCCUCGAGCUCAGCAUCUACCGGGCGAACGACCAAAUAUCACCGUUGAUGCCCUAUUUCACGCGAAACAUCACUCCUUCACCACCGCCGCGGGCUCUGACCAGGGACACAUUCGACGAGGAUGCCAGCACGCUCGCGCAUUCCAGGAGCUAUUCAUCACAGUCGUUUUCCAUCCCGAGGCGCCCAGUAAACGAUGUGGCAUCAUUCACGACUGGCACUACCAGCGGCACUACCAGCAGCACUGGGGACAGUCCUCCGAGGAUACCACCACGGGCUCGCACGCGACCCCGAGCUUACACCUCGCCGAGCGUGGAGGCCAUCGUGGAGCGUAUUGCAGGCGCGAUGAUCGAGAAGGAAAGGCUCGAGGAGGAGAUUGAGUCGGUCAAGGAGCGACAGAGCUUCUGCCUGAGCCGGCCGUCGUCUCUGUACGGCCUAGCUGAUGACGGAGAAGAGCCCAUGCCUCCUGUCCCGCUCAUGCCGCCUUCCGGGCCAUCAUUCGCGGAACGCCUGAGCAUCGACCGCCCCCGGACGGCACCUUCGACGCGAUCUACCUUUGAGAUCGAUUCUGCCUUCCCUCCUCCCCCACCACCACAGAACCCGAACCGCACUCGGAGUACCGAUGACUCGAGAGCGCAGCAUGCUCAAACCGCGGCACCAACCACAACCACGGCACCACCUCGACCCGUGGCCGCGUCCGCAUUCAACUCACACCCACCAUGGCGCAGCCCGCAGAUCAUCGACAACAGCGUUGACAUCGGCGUACCCCUGGCACCACCUCUACCUCUGAUCCUCCGGCCCCCGCUGCGCAAGAAGAAGUCGUUCUCGCGCGUCUCGAGCUGGCUGUUCCCCGCGGGCGUGGAAGACCGGGAACGGGUGCCGUCGCCUCAGCACAGGCGCGAGGUUUCGCUUGAGAGCGUGACCAAUGCGCCGCGCGCACUUACUGACCGCGACGGGUUCUACCAGACCCUGCCGCCCUCUGCCGUGUUCUCCGGGCGCAGGAGCAGCUUUGGCUCCAUGUCAGACAUCACACGGAGCCAGACACACUCGGUGUACUCGACCGACGAGGACCCGUUCGUCGGGCCUGGCACGGGCACGGCGACGUCCAACUGGAGCCCAGGGAGCACACCACCCGAGCACGCACGGAGAAAGGACAGCUCGUCCACCUCUGGUUACAUGAGCGGCCAUUCGGCGAGCUUGAGCCUGUCGCGGACUGGGACCUUUGGCAGCCGUGACAGACCCGUUGACGGGGUAGUCAUGUCAGGCCCACGGCCCACGUCGGUUGGAGUGGCCUUCUAG
Diaporthe batatas is the source of this 1926-nucleotide messenger RNA. RefSeq lists its product as uncharacterized. The record is from RefSeq and is a predicted model, not a curated record. The transcript has 3 exons. The coding region runs from base 1 to 1926 and encodes 641 amino acids. NCBI's taxonomy places the organism in Eukaryota, Fungi, Ascomycota, Sordariomycetes, Diaporthales, Diaporthaceae.